This is a messenger RNA of Suillus subaureus, 481 nucleotides long. RefSeq lists its product as uncharacterized. Bases 95 to 361 code for a protein of 88 amino acids. Lineage: Eukaryota; Fungi; Basidiomycota; Agaricomycetes; Boletales; Suillaceae. The transcript has a single exon. The record is from RefSeq and is a predicted model, not a curated record.
AACGUGCUCUAGAACGAGGAACAAUCUAAUCAUGAGGAGCCUCUCAUGCUCUCCAGAGGACCCUUCAAGCGUACCGACAUAAUUUGUAUUGUCAAUGCUUUGCUUGCUUUCUUUGUUACUCGUAUUAUUACAAGCCACGGUGAUUCGUCAUAUUGUAUACUAUGCAUUCAUUACCCUAUGUUCGCAAGCAUUUACACUAGAUGGAGCACGGAGACAUUUGGCGAAGCUGUGUGAUGUUGCACUGUUGAAUUGUGAGUUUAACUGGUCUUACUUCAUUAUUCUGGAAACAGGCACGGUAGAUUGGAGAUGGCGCAUGAAUGGAAUGUUGGUAUGCGGGGGAACAGAGUAUGCAUCCGGAUGACAUAUUGUCCUAACUGGAAGGGGUGGACAGCUUGGCGCCACAGAUGCGUUAUGUUAUCAUUGGUAACGUUGAUUACCGUGACGAACGAGAUCACACAGAUGGAAAUGUAGCCCGGGUUCA